This is a messenger RNA of Brassica oleracea var. oleracea, 1975 nucleotides long. Its product is annotated as transcription factor PIF3. The transcript has 7 exons. Gene Ontology annotation, biological process: regulation of DNA-templated transcription. NCBI's taxonomy places the organism in Eukaryota, Viridiplantae, Streptophyta, Magnoliopsida, Brassicales, Brassicaceae. Bases 498 to 1973 code for a protein of 491 amino acids. Gene Ontology annotation, molecular function: DNA-binding transcription factor activity; protein dimerization activity. The record is from RefSeq and is a predicted model, not a curated record.
AAGAAACACCAUCUUGUAUAAAAGCAUUUGAAGAUAGUCCAGUCACUUGAAUUGUAUCAAACCCAUAUCCUAUAAAAUAAUUAAUAAUUAGUUUGUAAGAGAGGGGAGAGAAAAAAAUAGUGGAAAAGAAGGGAAAAAACAAAAACAGAGUAUAAAGAGAAGAGCUAAUGAUUCGAGCGACGAAAAAAGUUGAGUGUUCGAGAGAAGCGUCUCAGAGACUGUGAAAAUUCAUCAAAAUCCUCUCUUAACAGUGCGUGCCACGAUUCGGUCCCCAUCUUCUCUCUAUCUCCGUCUUGUGCGUCGAUUUUGUCUCCUUCUUCUCUUCUACUCUUCUUCUCCUCUAUUCUCUCGAUUCACACUCUGCAUUUGGAUUGAUGUCUCUUUAAUGCUUCGAGGAUCUCGUUUUCUCUCUUCGCCGAUUCCUUCAGUUUCCAGUACCCCCUCUGUUUUCUCAGGAUCAAGUCUCUGUGAAAGAAUCUGUCUGUAAGGGAAUCACCAUGCCUCUGUUUGAGCUUUUCAGGCUCGCCAACCCGUCUCCACCUGUGGAUGAAGUUGUUGAGCUGGUUUGGGAAAACGGUCAGAUUUCAACUCAAAGCCAGUCGAGCAGACCAAGAAACAUUCCACCACCACAGUCUAUUCAUCAAGCAAGAGCUAGAGAGCUCGGAAAUGGCCCCAAGGCCACGAUGGUGGACGAGAUCCAAAUGUCAGUGCCGUCACUAAUGACCGGUUUGAGUCAAGACGAUGACUUGGUUCCGUGGCUGAAUCCUCAUCAGUCCCUUGAUGGAUAUUGCUCUGAUCUCUUGCGUGAUGCUUCUCCUGUUACCGUCAACGAGCAAGAGACCGAUGCUUUCCCGAGAAGAAACAAUGGGAAUGAAUCAGCUCCCGCUGCUUCUUCAUCACAGUUCAACGGUUUUGAUUCACAUUCUCUGUAUGGAACCGGUAGAGCUGGAGAUCCUGUUAGCCAACCAGCCAAACCAGAUCGAUUCAGUCAGAGACUGGAACCGUUAGUAACUAGUAACAAGACUGGUUUGCUCAACUUUUCGCAUUUCUUACGCACGGCAGCUUUGGCUAAGACUAAUAAUAACCCUCCUGGCUCUAAAGAGAAGAGUCCUCAAAGCCCGCCGAAUGUGUUUCAGACCAGAGUUCUUGGAGCUAAAGACAAGGUUCUCAACGAGCCUAAGGAUAACCAAAAGGCUUGCUUAGUUUCAGAAGACUCAAACAGAAAAGAGCAAGAGAGUGAAAAGGCCGUUGUAUGUUCUUCUGUUGGCUCUGGUAAUAGUCUCGAUGGCCCAUCGGAAAGUCCUUUAAAAAGAAAGCAUUUGGAUGUUCAAGACAUUGACUGUCAUAGUGAAGAUGUUGAGGGAGAAUCAGGAGAUGGAAGAAAAGAAGCAGCUCCAUCUCGAACAGGCAUUGGUUCAAAGAGAAGCCGCUCGGCUGAAGUACAUAAUCUGUCUGAAAGGAGACGGCGUGAUAGGAUUAACGAGAAGAUGCGUGCUCUUCAAGAACUCAUACCAAACUGCAACAAGGUGGACAAAGCUUCGAUGUUAGAUGAAGCAAUCGAGUAUCUAAAGUCACUUCAACUUCAAGUACAGUUCAUGUCAAUGGCGUCUGGUUACUACAUGCCACCGGUUAUGUUCCCACCGGGUAUGGGGCAUCAUUACCAAGCAGCAGCAAUGGCGAUGGGCAUGGGAAUGCCUUAUGCAAUGGGCUUGCCUGAUAUGAGCCGUGGAGGUCCCUCUGUUAACAACAGACCACAGUUCCAGGUUCCCGGGAUGCAACAGACAGUGGCCGUGGCGCUUCCACGCGUCUCUGCUGGUGGGUUCUUUACGGGUUCUGAGAUGAAUAAGAGUGAUGAUGGUUCGGCUAGAGAUCUAUCAGGUACUAAAGAUCAAACGACGACAAAGGAUAACAAUAGCUUGAGGCCAAUUAAGAGAAAACAGACGUCUUCUGAUCAGUUUUGUGGAUCGUCGUGACA